Molecule: messenger RNA, 1283 nt
Organism: Pseudophryne corroboree (corroboree frog)
Lineage: Eukaryota; Metazoa; Chordata; Amphibia; Anura; Myobatrachidae
Product: cytochrome c1, heme protein, mitochondrial
Exons: 7
Coding region: 30-959 (309 amino acids)
Biological process (GO): mitochondrial electron transport, ubiquinol to cytochrome c
Molecular function (GO): heme binding; electron transfer activity
Source: RefSeq, a predicted model, not a curated record
CGCCGGGACUUCCGUUUUGUCCGAGAAAGAUGGCGGCGGCGUGCCUGGUGCUGAGGAGGUCGCUGCGGGCGGGUCAGCUGCUCGGGGGCCGGGCGGCCUGGCCGGGGGCUCCGCAGGCCAACAUGUCGUUCUCCACGUUGUCCCGCGGCCGCAGGUUAGCGCUCUCCACCCUAGGCGUAGUAGUUGCCGGUGGAGCCGGUUUAGCUCUAGCACUCCACAAAUCCGUCAAUGCCACCGAGAUGGAACUUCAUUCUCCCAGCUACCCAUGGAGCCACGCAGGUUAUCUGUCUUCCCUGGACCACGCCAGUGUUCGCCGCGGGUAUCUGGUGUAUAAGCAGGUGUGUGCCGCCUGUCACAGUAUGGACUAUAUUGCCUUCAGGAACCUGAUUGGCGUUACCCACACGGAGGAGGAAGCCAAAGCCCUGGCUGAGGAGUUUGAAAUCCUGGAUGGGCCUGAUGACAGUGGCGAAAUGUUCACCCGUCCCGGAAAGCUGUCUGACUACUUCCCAAAGCCGUAUCCCAACCCUGAGGCAGCCAGAGCGGCCAACAACGGGGCACUGCCCCCGGAUCUCAGCUACAUUGCCAAUGCCAGGCACGGCGGUGAGGAUUACAUCUUCUCUCUGCUCACCGGUUACUGCGACCCACCAGCCGGCGUUAACAUGAGGGAAGGGCUGUACUUUAACCCGUAUUUCCUGGGCCAGGCUAUUGCGAUGGCGCCACCCAUCUACAAUGAGGUCUUGGAAUAUGAGGAUGGCACUCCAGCCACAAUGUCUCAAGUAGCUAAGGAUGUCUGUACGUUUCUUCGGUGGGCUUCCGAGCCAGAACAUGAUGACCGCAAGCGCAUGGGCCUUAAGAUCCUUCUGAUGUCCGCCAUCAUAAUCCCCGUGAUGUACUACAUGAAGAGACACCGGUGGACCGUGAUAAAGUCCAGGAAGGUGGUCUACAAACCACCAAAGUAACAGGAAGAUUGUACCCGACGUCUGCUGAUAACUCCCCGCCCGCGUGUUACAGAAUACGGAUCAUGAUCGAGUCCCUUUCAGCCUCCUCCCAGCAGGCGCUGCGCUCGGACAGGAGACCUCAUUGUAAUAUUAUGCGUCCUGCCGGCUCUCCGUUUUGCUUCUGCUUGUCAAUACUUUCAUCCGCAUCGUCCACAGGAGGGGAAGGGACUCGCAGGAAGGACAAAAACACACACAUGGUUUAAAGAAAUGUUAUUGGUGUCUCAUAAAAUUCCCGUGUGGGGAGGCUAAUCAUAAAUUAAAUACAAAUGUUUCUUUUAAAACCAA